AUGUCCUUGUUAGAUGGAAUUGUAAUUGUGCAACCUAUACUAAGAAAAAGAUGUGAGGGCAAAUCAAAGAUAUCGUUACAAGGAUGCCUAUCACAUUUAAGAGAAAUAAACCGCAGAGCCCACCUCCAGUUCCUCCGAAAGACACUAAACCCGCUUACUAUAAAGGAGCCAGCAAGUAUCUCUAGACCUGCUGCUGUAGAAGAAAGAGUCGCUGUACAGAAAGAAAAGAACUUUGCUCGCAAAUUCCGGCUUGUCAUAUCCAUGAUGGUAGCUUCUUAUAUGAGUUACGUUUUUUUCUUUGCUUGUGGUUCGCCUUACGAUCACGAUCCCAACAAAAAGGCUAUCUGUCGAGCCAUUGAUCCUUUCAAAGAAGAUCUUUACUCUAUUUUUCAGACCGACUUUUACAAAAAGAAGGUAGAUCCUUAUGUAUCACCUAUUACCAGGCAAGCUUCUGGCGUUUUCAAUGACUAUGCUGUUCCUGCUUAUCAAAAGGGUGCUCAGGCCUAUAAUGAUUAUGGCGUUCCUCUGUACAACUCUUACGGCAAACCUCUUGUUGGUGCCGGUUCCAACGCUGCCAAAUCCUUUUAUUCUAGCAGCAUUCAUCCUAUUGUCAACCCUCAUGUUGAAAAAGCCAUGACACAAGCUCAGAAAGCGAGAGAACAAGUGGCUCCCUAUGUCCAACCCGUUGUGCAAAAGGCAUUCAUCGCUGGUGAAUAUGCCAGAAAGGCGUGGGAGAACCCUCCUCCUUCUGUUGCCACAGGUAGACGCUCUGUUGCCAAAAUAGUGGGUCAAAUUCGUCGUCGUGCUCAAUACAAGAAUGUUGAACCUACCGUCAAGGAUGGUUACAGAAGAUCAGUCCAAUUCGCUUAUUUGUUGGCUGAUUUCUUCCAAAAGUACAUCGCUCCUUACUUCCCCAGCAAGCAAGCCAAGGCACUUUAUGACCAACAUGCCAAGUCCUACGUCGAUCAAUUGAACCAAAAGGUCCACUUUGAUCGUUUUUGGAUGAAAUUUAUCGCCAAUUUGCCCGAAAGACCUGAAGCUUAUGCUGAAGAUGCUACGGCUGCUGAAGCUAUCCGUCAAAUGUUUAUUCCCUCUGAUGCUCCUGUUGACGAAGACAAGGAAUCUGUUGCUGAUAAGAUUAAGAAUUUCUUUGAGGAGCCUAAAGCCACUGUUGCUAAAGGGGCAGAAGCAAAUGAUGACGACACUAUUCGCGAGAACGAAAAAUCUGCUUCUCCUGAAGCGACUCACUAA
Messenger RNA from Mycotypha africana, 1251 nucleotides. RefSeq lists its product as uncharacterized. Lineage: Eukaryota; Fungi; Mucoromycota; Mucoromycetes; Mucorales; Mycotyphaceae. The transcript is spliced from 5 exons. The coding region runs from base 1 to 1251 and encodes 416 amino acids. The record is from RefSeq and is a predicted model, not a curated record.